AUGGCCACAGCCGCCUCCAACCCCUACAGCAUCCUGGCGCCCAGCUCGCUCGUGCAUGCCGAGGCGGCGGGCAUGCAGCAGGGCAGCCCCUUCCGCAACCCCCAGAAGCUGCUGCAGGGCGACUACCUGCAGGGCGUGCCGGGCAAUGGGCACCCGCUGGGCCACCACUGGGUGACGAGCCUGAGCGAGGGCGGCGCGUGGCCCUCGCCGCUCGCCUCGGCGCCGCUCGAGCAGCCCGACGUGAAGCCGGGCCGCGAGGACCUGCAGCUGGGCGCCAUCAUCCACCACCGCUCGCCCCACGUCUCGCACCACUCGCCCCACGGCAACCACGCGGGCGCCUGGGGCGCCAGCCCGGCGCACGGCGCCUCGCAGCCCCUCAACGUCUACUCGCAGGCCGGCUUCGCCGUGGGCGGCAUGCUGGAGCACGGCGGCCUCACGCCGCCGCCCGCCGCCGCCGCCGCCGCCGCCAUGCACCCGGGGCUGCGCGACGGCGCCGAGCACGGCGAGCUGGGCGCCCACCACUGCCAGGACCACUCGGACGAGGAGACGCCCACCUCGGACGAGCUGGAGCAGUUCGCCAAGCAGUUCAAGCAGCGGCGCAUCAAGCUGGGCUUCACGCAGGCCGACGUGGGCCUGGCGCUGGGCACGCUCUACGGCAACGUCUUCUCGCAGACCACCAUCUGCCGCUUCGAGGCCCUGCAGCUCAGCUUCAAGAACAUGUGCAAGCUGAAGCCGCUGCUGAACAAGUGGCUGGAGGAGGCCGACUCCUCCACGGGCAGCCCCACGAGCAUCGACAAGAUCGCGGCGCAGGGCAGGAAGAGGAAGAAGAGGACGUCCAUCGAGGUGAGCGUCAAGGGCGUGCUGGAGACUCACUUCCUCAAGUGCCCCAAGCCGGCCGCGCAGGAGAUCUCCUCGCUGGCAGACAGCCUGCAGCUCGAGAAGGAGGUCGUGCGGGUCUGGUUUUGCAACAGGAGGCAAAAGGAGAAGAGGAUGACGCCGCCGGGCGAGCAGCAGCCGCACGACGUGUACGCGCACGGCGUCAAAACGGACACGGGCUGCCACGACCUCUGACCGGCGGGCCGGACUGCGGCCGCGCGGAUUUGCGGCCGGCCUUUUAACUUAUGCUCACGGAGGGGGACGCGAAGCCGAGCGGGAGACUCGGAGCCCGGGGGGGGCCGCCUUCCUCCCCGCUCACCGUCUGGGCAAUAUUUUAAUUGUUGUUUUUUUU
Molecule: messenger RNA, 1228 nt
Organism: Nothoprocta perdicaria
Lineage: Eukaryota; Metazoa; Chordata; Aves; Tinamiformes; Tinamidae
Gene: POU3F4
Product: POU class 3 homeobox 4
Exons: 1
Coding region: 1-1071 (356 amino acids)
Biological process (GO): brain development; regulation of transcription by RNA polymerase II
Cellular component (GO): nucleus
Molecular function (GO): DNA-binding transcription factor activity, RNA polymerase II-specific; RNA polymerase II cis-regulatory region sequence-specific DNA binding
Source: RefSeq, a predicted model, not a curated record